Molecule: messenger RNA, 3370 nt
Organism: Tripterygium wilfordii
Lineage: Eukaryota; Viridiplantae; Streptophyta; Magnoliopsida; Celastrales; Celastraceae
Product: DExH-box ATP-dependent RNA helicase DExH8
Exons: 14
Coding region: 108-3170 (1020 amino acids)
Biological process (GO): maturation of SSU-rRNA from tricistronic rRNA transcript (SSU-rRNA, 5.8S rRNA, LSU-rRNA)
Cellular component (GO): intracellular anatomical structure; nucleolus
Molecular function (GO): ATP binding; RNA binding; metal ion binding
Source: RefSeq, a predicted model, not a curated record
CUCGGUUUCUUAUUAAAACCUGAAGAGAAGUAAUUCGUCCCCAAAUUCCAUCCGCCUAGACGAUCAGUGACGGGAAACCGCGAGAGAAGGGGAACCAAGAUUCAACAAUGGCGUCAUCGUCACCGACGUCUUCGUGUAGCUCUUCGUUUUCUUCACCAUUUACGGCUUCCAAGUUCUCGAAUCUUCCCGUGAUGGCUCUCCGUGACAAAAUCGUCGAGAAAAUCAUUGACAAUCGCGUCACUCUUAUCGUCGGCGAAACCGGCUGCGGGAAGAGCUCUCAAGUUCCACAGUUUCUUAUUGAAGAAAACAUGGAACCCAUCCUAUGUACACAGCCGAGAAGAUUUGCUGUUGUCGCUGUGGCUAAAAUGGUGGCAAAAGCUCGUAAUUGUGAACUUGGGGGGGAGGUUGGAUAUCACAUUGGUCACUCAAAGAAUUUAUCAGCAAGGUCAAAGAUUGUUUUCAAAACAGCUGGAGUAUUGUUGGAUGAAAUGCGGGACAGGGGUUUGAGUGCACUUCAAUAUAAGGUUAUUGUUCUUGAUGAAGUGCACGAAAGAUCUGUCGAGUCUGAUCUUGUUCUAGUCUGUGUGAAGCAGCUUCUGCAAAAGAACAACGACUUGAGGUUGGUAUUGAUGUCUGCAACUGCUGACAUUGCGAGAUACCGGGAUUACUUCAGGGAUCUUGGAAGGGGUGAAAGAGUUGAAGUGCUUGCAAUACCUAGUUCCAACCAGCAAGCCAUUUUUCAACAGAGGGUGUCAUACCUUGAGCAGGUGACAGAAACUCUUGGAAUAAGCUCAGACUUAUCAUCUAGGUAUUGUCCUGGUCCAAGCCCAUCUAUGGCUAAUGCCGAUAUCAAGCCCGAGGUGCACAAACUUAUUCAUGAUUUAGUGUUACACAUUCACAAGAAUGAGCCUGACAUCGAGAAAAGUAUUUUGGUUUUCCUUCCAACAUACCAUGCCCUUGCGCAGCAGUGGUACCUUCUGAAGCCGUUUUUUUCAAUUUUUAAAGUUCACAUUUUGCAUCGAAGCAUUGACACAGAACAAGCUCUGAGGGCUAUGAAAAUCUGGAAAUCCCAUCGUAAGGUAAUAUUGGCCACAAACAUUGCCGAAUCAUCUGUGACCAUACCCAAAGUUGCCUAUGUCAUUGACUCAUGUCGAUCUCUGCAAGUUUUUUGGGACAGUAUCAGGAAAAAAGAUUCUGUAAAGCUUGUUUGGGUGUCCAAGUCCCAGGCUGAGCAGCGUAAAGGGAGAACUGGGCGUACUUGUGAUGGCCAAACUUAUCGGCUAGUUACUAGUUCCUUUUUCAACAAGCUUGAGGAUUAUGAGUGCCCAGCUAUUUUGAGGUUGUCAUUGAGAUCACAAGUGCUUUUGGUUUGCUGUGCUGAUUCCAAAGCUAUAAAUGAUCCCAAGGUCUUGUUGCAGAGGGCUCUUGAUCCCCCAGACUCUGAAGUGGUUGAGGAUGCUUUGAGCUUGCUUGUUCAGAUGAAAGCACUGGAGAAAACACCUCCUAGGGGUCGUUAUGAGGCCACAUUUUACGGACGAUUGCUUGCCAGUUUCUCACUGUCUUUUGAUGCUUCAGUUCUUGUAAUCAAGUUUGGGGACUGUGGAAUGCUGCGUGAAGGCAUUCUGCUGGGUAUACUGAUGGAUAUAAUGCCUUCACCAAUUCUCCAUCCUUUUGGGGAAGAACAUUUGUUUGCAGAAUACACUAACUGCUACUUCAGUGGAGAUUGUGACAAGACUGUCCAAAUUGGUCGAAGGGAGGCACUUUCUAUGGCAAAUUUGUGUGCAUACGAGUUCUGGCAACGCGUGUUUAAGGAUAAGCAUCGCCUUGAACAUCUGAAGCAACUUCUAAAAGUUGAUGAAGUUAGGGCUGCCACACGAGUGAUGCCCAAGAUUGAAGAAGAAUGGUGCUUAUUGCAUAAUCUUGUGCAAUCGUCGCUACAUCACAUCUCUGAGAUAUAUGAAGACAUACUUAGUUCAGUGCACCGGUUUCGGCCCAAAUUUUUGGGUGUCUCUAAUAGCCUGCCAACCUACUAUGAUCCUUAUGAGUUUGAGCAUACAUGCCUUAUAAAAUGUCAGCCAAAUGAAGACACAGGUGUUGCUGCAGAUGAUGAGCACAAUGAGACACCUUGCCAAACAAGGAUAUGUGCUGCUGUACCCUUCGUUUCUUCGACUCACUUUCAGACCAAGUCUAUAUCUGAAAAAUUAACUAAUAUUAUCAAAGAGAUAAGAGUACAAUAUACAGAAGAGGCUUCUCAUAUUCAACAUUUUAAUGAUGUUGAUAUUAGCUCUAUUCCUAAUGUGGAGCCCGAUCUAUGUAUUUACUUCCUCAAAGGUUUCUGCAAUAGGGGUAGUGAAUGCUCAUUUUCUCAUUCACUUCAAGCGAAAAGACCUGUGUGCAGAUUCUUUUUCUCUCUUCAGGGUUGUCGAAAUGGAGAGUCAUGUUCCUUUUCUCAUGACCUGGAUCCAUCAGUAUCCACCUUUAGCUCAACAUCUUGCCUUCCAGAAGACAGUGAAGUCAAUAUGGAAUCCCUUCUACAAUUGUUUCCCACAUCUUCUGAUGGAUACGUUCUUUUAUUGGACGACUGCGAUUUACAUUUCUCUUUAAAUCUUGCGCGCUACUAUGAUCCUUGCAAAAUAGUCUCUACUACAUCUUUAUCAGAAAUGUCAAUAUAUCAGCCAUUAUUGGAUGGUAUCAGAAUUUUUUGGGGCCUUACUAGCCUUUACCAGACCAUCAUUGGCAAAGCAAGCAAGAUGCCGAUUCCAUGGAAUGAUGUGAAGUGCGUGCUGUGGUUUCCUAACCUAGACGGCUACAGUGAAAAAUUGGAUAGACAGAAAUCUCUAGUGCAGAAUUUUUUCGAAUAUUUAGCUAUCAGAUUGCUGGGUGAUGCUUUGUAUGAAGUUCAAGUGAUCAUCACCAUGAACAAUAUAAAAUUCUCACAAUUACAGGUGGAACAAUUGGGAAGAGAAAACUUCUUCUUCCUUGGAGAAUCUUUUCCAUUUGAUGAAGCAAGCUUUGGGGAGGUUCCAGGUACAGUUGCCACUAAGAAACAACUGUUGGUAUCAAGGCCUACCUCAUAUAUUUUUGAUCUAUACCCGCCUACCGACAUUCAAUUUGGGAACUAUGGAGCUACACUUCACAAAUGUCUAGAUGAAAUCCAUGAAGAUAUCUAGGAGUUUCUUGUGUUGUCCGCAACUGAUCUAGAAGUCGCAGAAUUUGUCUUGAAUAUCAUACCUUCAUACAGGAGGGCCCUUUGGAUUAGAGUUAAUUCUGUACUGCAGCUAUUUACCCCGCUGGGUGAGAGUUCUUGGAACAUAUGUAUGAAUCACCUGUUUAUCUUCUUAGUAUAUAUCUUGAAGGUUUGUUCCUUGAA